AUGCCGCCUUCCAAGUGGGACGAAGAGGAAGAGGAGGAUGUUGCUCCUCCCCCUGUUGUUGCACCCCGCCGCCGCUUCGACGAUGAAGAAGAGGAGGAUGUCCUCGACUCAUGGGACGCGGCCGAAGACUCCGAGGUCGAGCGCGAAAAGGCCAAGAAGGCUGCCGAAGCCGAAGCCGCUGCUAAAGCCAAGGCCGCCGCAAACAAGAAGACCAAGGCCCAGCGUAUAGAAGAGAACCGCGAGAAGCACCGUGCCGAGAAAAAAGUCAGCGACGAUUCGGAAAGCGAAGACGAGACGGAACGCCGCGCUCGUCUGCGCCAUACCGAGCAGGAGGCCGAUCUCGCCCACGCCGAGGACCUGUUCGGCUCUGUCGACGUCAAGCGCAACAAGGGUGCCCCCAAGGCUGUUGUCGUGACUGACUCCAAGGACCCUACCAACUCCGUCGAUAUGUCCGCCAUGCCGCUUUUCAAGCCCACCACCAAGGAUCAGUUCAAUCGCUUGACUGAGAUUCUGGUGCCGCUGCUUACGCCCCACACUAAGAAGGCGCAGUACUCGCUCUGGGCUCAGGAUUUCACUCGCAAGCUUGUCAAGGACCUUCCUAGUGCUGAAAUCAAGAAGAUUGCUAGCGCUCUUACCACUGCUAGCAAUGAGAAGAUGCGUGAGGAGCGUGCUUCCGACAAGGGAAAUAAGAAGUCAAAGGCGGCUAAGACGAAGAUCUCGCUGAAUGCUAGCCGUGAUGCUCAGCCAGACACCAGCCAAUAUGACGAUGAUGGUCUCGGUGAUGAUGACUUUAUGUGA
This is a messenger RNA of Penicillium soppii, 798 nucleotides long. RefSeq names its product eukaryotic translation initiation factor 3 subunit J. The record is from RefSeq and is a predicted model, not a curated record. Gene Ontology annotation, molecular function: translation initiation factor activity. Bases 1 to 798 code for a protein of 265 amino acids. The transcript has 3 exons. Gene Ontology annotation, cellular component: eukaryotic translation initiation factor 3 complex; cytoplasm. NCBI's taxonomy places the organism in Eukaryota, Fungi, Ascomycota, Eurotiomycetes, Eurotiales, Aspergillaceae.